UUGUCGGAGUAUAAGAAAACUCCGCCAAGCCACAAAGUUCCUGGUUAGACCUCAAGUUCCUCUUUGUGCAAUGGACGGCCGCCUAGAGACUGACUUGUAUCCUAUGGGAUCGACUUAUGCAGAAUUAGACGUUGUACAUGAUAUUGCAGUUGGAACAAAGAGAGGAUCUGACGAACUUUUCUCCUGUGUUCCCAACGGGCCAUAUAUCAUGAGUUCAGCAGCUAAUGGCAAUGACAGCAAGAAGUUCAAAGGUGAUAUCAGAAGUCCUGGUGUACCUUCUCGUGUCAUACAUGUACGCAAGCUCCCCAGUGAUAUCAAUGAAGCUGAGGUCAUUUCUUUAGGCCUUCCCUUUGGAAAAGUCACCAACCUGCUCAUGCUGAAAGGAAAGAAUCAGGCUUUUCUUGAGAUGAAUACAGAGGAGGCAGCCCAGACUAUGGUCAGCUAUUACUCUUCAGUCACACCAGUCAUCAGGAAUCAUCCCAUCUUUAUGCAGUACUCCAACCACAAGGAGCUGAAAACAGACAACUCACCAAACCAAGUGAGAGCACAGGCAGCGCUGCAGGCUGUGAAUGCAGUCCAGACAGGUGGCAUGUCAUUAGGUGGUAUAGAUGCAGGCAGUGGCCCUAGCCCCGUCCUCAGGGUGGUGGUGGAGAACCUCUUCUACCCAGUCACUCUGGAUGUUCUGCACCAGAUCUUUUCCAAGUUUGGCACCGUUUUGAAAGUUAUUACUUUUACUAAAAAUAACCAAUUCCAAGCACUUCUGCAGUUUUCUGAUGGUCUUACUGCUCAGCAUGCAAAGCUGGCCCUGGAUGGACAGAAUAUCUACAAUGCAUGCUGCACUCUGCGCAUCAGUUUUUCCAAACUCACCAGUUUGAAUGUUAAGUACAACAAUGACAAGAGUCGGGACUACACUCGACCUGACCUGCCUUCGGGAGAUGGCCAGCCCGCUCUUGAACACCAUCCGAUGACCGCUGCAUUUGCUACCCCUGGGAUAAUUUCUGCUGGUCCGUUUGCUGGUGCCCAUGCCUUUCCCCCAGCUUUUACCAUUCAGCAGGCUGCAGGCUUGACCAUGCCAGGUGUUCAUGGAGCCUUGGCCUCUUUGGCCAUUCCUGGUGCAGCAGCGGCUGCUGCAGCAGGCAGACUGGGUUUCCCUUCUCUUCCUUCAGGCCACUGUGUCAUGCUGGUCAGCAACCUGAAUCCUGAGAGAGUUACGCCCCAAUGCCUCUUUAUUCUUUUCGGUGUAUAUGGUGAUGUGAUAAGAGUAAAGAUUAUGUUCAACAAAAAGGAGAAUGCCCUUAUCCAAAUGUCUGAUGGCACUCAGGCUCAGCUAGCCAUGAGCCAUUUGAACGGACAGAAGCUGUAUGGACGGGCGCUGCGCAUCACUUUAUCCAAGCACACAAACGUUCAGCUGCCACGUGAGGGACACGAGGAUCAGGGCCUCACUAAGGAUUACAGUAACUCUCCUCUCCACCGUUUUAAGAAGCCUGGCUCCAAGAACUACUCAAACAUCUUCCCACCCUCCUCAACACUGCACCUCUCCAACAUCCCCCCAUCUGUUGUUGAGGAGGAUCUAAAGAUGCUUUUUGCCAGCUCUGGUGCUGUGGUCAAGAACUUCAAGUUCUUUCAGAAAGAUCGCAAGAUGGCUCUGAUUCAAAUGGGCUCUGUGGAAGAAGCGAUCGAAUCCCUUAUUGAGUUCCACAAUCAUGAUCUUGGUGAAAACCACCAUCUUCGAGUGUCCUUCUCCAAGUCAACUAUUUGAAAGUUGAGAUGACUUCUCCGAAGCCUCAACUGCAAAACUUUCAUCAUUCCACUAUUCUAUUUAUAAGUAAUAUCUAGUGGUUCAUAUGUAACAUUUUUAAAGUUUUUUUUUUUUAAUGAUUGUCUAUCUGUAAUCACACGUCUUUGAGCCUUUUAUAAGUUUCAGAAGAUUUUUUUUUUUCAUUUGCAUUGGUGAACCCUCGCCUUGAAAGUGCUGCUCUGAUUAUUUUUUAUUCUUUUCCCCCUCUUCCAGAAGUACUUCUUGUGCCUUACAUUGUCUUGCAGUUAAGCGCUUUUUGAUACCACACAAAAAAAAGUUGUCUGAUCUGACAACACCGUAAAGAAUUUAGUUUACAAUCCGCAUCCGUGCGUAUUCUUGUGUAGCUGAAUUGAAAGUUAAUGUUGGUUGUUUCAAACAACUGCAGGGCUUUUUGAUAAAUCAUUGCCUUAAGGCCAGUUCCUUUUGCUUUCGACAUUCCCAGUAGCUUUGAGUCUUAUCACAUACUGUAAUGAUAGACAUAGACUGUUUACAUUCCUUUUAUUUUUUUAUUUAAUGCAAUAAUUUGUGUACAAAUCAUAAGUAUGUUUGUGUUUUUGAUGCUGUUGGCCAUCGCAUGUUGGCCUUUGGUCAGUGGCUCUCAUUUCUUUACCUAUUCAGUUUGUUCUGUACUCUUCAUAGACCUUAAGUAUUGCCUUAAUAUAUCACAAGGCAUUGUAUUGUAACUAUUCUAUUGUAAUGCCUGAUAUAUUUGGUGUAUUCCAGAACCUUUUUAUAUGUACACUACAGCUUAAAACCAAAGCCUCUAUUCAGCUUUCAGUCAUGAAAUUAACGUAACCACCACCCCACCCCAAUUAGAAUCAGCAAGAUAGAAGUGUGUGGUUUGUGUUUUAUAAAAUAUAUAUAUAUAUAGGGACUUGGUUUUUCUUUUAGGGUAUGUUACGUUUACCUACCACAUAAUUCCUUCCUUUCUAAGCCGCUGCCCCGAUUUCUCUUCUAUAUUCUUAGUCCCAUGUCUUUGUUAGUUAUGGUCUUUCAUUUAUUUUAAAUAGAUCUUUAAAUCCUGGCCACAUAUAGCUUGGAGUUUUUUUUUUUUUUUUUUUUGUUUGUUUGUUUUGAACAUAUAUGUAUGAAAUUGAAAAAAUAUUCUUUGUACUUUCCUAAGCAUGUUGGGAUUUUGUCUGUGUGUGGACCCAAUGUCACUACUUUCCAGAAAAGAAGUGUAUUACGUUUAGCAUUCCACAGCACAGAUUAAGAAUUUUUUUUAGUGAAGGUAACGUGACCAUUUGCCAUGUUUUGGAAGAGCAUAUAAUCAAGUCUCUCGAAAAUGGCAGGUCAUAUGCAUCUGCACAGCGUUUGCCUUUAACGGUUUUUUUAAUGAUUUACUUUUUCCUACAGUGAAUAGGUGAGGUGUAAAUACUAUUUUUAUACCACAAUGUUAACAAGCAAUAGGUUUUUAUAUCUGAAAUCGAAUGUAUAUUUUGACUACAGAAACGGACCAU
Tachysurus vachellii is the source of this 3258-nucleotide messenger RNA. It is a transcript of the gene ptbp1b, whose product is annotated as polypyrimidine tract binding protein 1b. Gene Ontology annotation, molecular function: mRNA binding. Lineage: Eukaryota; Metazoa; Chordata; Actinopteri; Siluriformes; Bagridae. The transcript has 16 exons. The coding region runs from base 71 to 1759 and encodes 562 amino acids. Gene Ontology annotation, biological process: regulation of RNA splicing; regulation of cell differentiation; mRNA processing. The record is from RefSeq and is a predicted model, not a curated record. Gene Ontology annotation, cellular component: nucleus.